AUGAAGAUGAAAGUUCAUAUGAGCUUUGAUUCCAAGUGUGUGCAAGUCUAUGUUCCUGAGGACAGUUUCUUGAUGCAGUUGAUAGAACUUGGGAUACAGUCAAACUCAAGUACAAUGGGAAGUAAAGGUCAGGAUGGCUGUAACUCUCCUUCAUGCCCUCACCCGGGGGCACAGGGUGCAUGUGCAUCCCUGACAGAUAUUGCUGUUCAGAAGAAUCUGAUUUCAUGCACACAGAGAGUGGGACCCAUGCUGACUAAAACAUUUCAGAGACCCAUGUUUACUGUAGGGUUCAACAUGUCAAACACAGUCCAAGAAACUUCUACAGUUGGAACUUCUUGUUCUGAAGAUGCUGAUACUAAGCUAUCCUUCUUACCUGAAAAACUAAGGGAAAGACUGCUUCCUUUUCAGAAGAAAGGCAUCUUGUUUGCACUUCAGAGAAGCGGCAGGUGUAUGAUAGCUGAUGAGAUGGGACUGGGGAAGACAAUCCAAGCAAUUGCCAUUUCUUACUACUAUAAAAAGGAAUGGCCUCUCUUAAUAGUAGUCCCUUCAUCUCUGAAGUACCCUUGGAUUGAUGAGAUGGAGAAAUGGAUUCCAGAACUCUGUCCAGAUGAUAUCAGCAUCAUUCAGAACAAAACUGACACUGGGAGAAUAUCGACCAGCAAAGUGUCAGUUUUGGGUUAUGGCCUACUAACUACAGAUGCACAGACUUUAGUAGAUACUUUGUACAAACAAAAUUUCAAGGUAGUUGUGGUUGAUGAGUCUCACUAUAUGAAAUCCAGGAAUGCAACCCGCAGCAAGAUUUUGUUGCCAAUUGUGCAGAAUGCUGCACGAGCAAUUCUUCUUACUGGAACUCCUGCUCUAGGAAGACCUGAAGAGCUUUUCAUGCAGAUUGAGGCACUUUUUCCAAGAAGAUUUGGAACCUGGAAUGAAUAUGCAAAAAAAUACUGCAAUGCUCAUGUCAGGUUUUUUGGUAAAAGAACUCUAUGGGACUGCAGAGGGGCUUCAAACUUAGAUGAAUUACAUCAGUUGUUAAGUAACAUAAUGAUCAGACGCUUGAAGAAUGAAGUUCUAACCCAGUUGCCUCCCAAAAUUAGACAACGCAUUCCAUUUGAUCUCCCAAAAGCUGCUGCUAAGGAACUGAAUACCAGCUUUGAAGAGUGGGAGAAAUUAAUGAGGGCUCCAAAUUCAGAUGUCACUGAAAGCCACUUUGUUCAAGUCAUGGGUCUGAUUACACGCAUGUAUAAGCAAACUGCCAUUGCCAAGGCAGGAGCGGUAAAGGACUAUAUCAAAAUGAUGCUUCAGAAUGACAAACUUAAGUUUCUGGUUUUUGCUCACCACUUAAGCAUGCUCCAAGCUUGUACAGAGGCAGCCAUAGAAAACAAGGCACGUUACAUUCGGAUAGAUGGAAGUGUUCCUUCAGUAGAAAGAAUCCAUCUUGUCCAUCAGUUUCAGAAGGAUCCUGAUACUCGUGUGGCCAUCCUGAGCAUUCAGGCUGCUGGUCAGGGUUUAACUUUUACUGCUGCCACUCACAUCGUGUUUGCUGAAUUAUACUGGGACCCUGGACACAUGAAGCAAGCAGAAGACCGAGCACAUCGAAUUGGACAGUGCAGUUCUGUAAAUAUCCACUACCUUAUUGCAAAAGGAACUUUGGAUCCUCUUAUGUGGGCAAUGUUGAAUCGCAAGGCCAAAGUUACAGGCAGCACAUUGAAUGGUAAGAAGGAGAAAUUGCAGGCUGAAGAAGGUGAUAAGGAGAAGUGGGAUUUCUUGAGUUUUGCUGAAGCCUGGACCCCGAACGAAAGUCUUGAAGAGAUCAAGAAUGAAGUUUUAUUCACUCAUUUUGAAAAAGAAAAACAACAUGACAUUCGUGCCUUCUUUUCACCAAAACCAUCUACUGAGAAAAAACGCAAAAUUGACUCUUGGGAUAAAUCACUGAACUUUACUUUAGGAGAUUCUAAAGUCACACCGGCAAAGGACAUAGAGGAGGGCAGCAGGCAUUUGGAUGCCAGAGAAAUAAUUGAUGUGGAUGCAAUUUGUUAUGAAAAUGGUUGUGAGCCUGAAGCUAAAAGACCAAGAGCUCUAAGUACACCCACCCAAAGCAGCUCUAGUAAGAAAAAGAGAAAAACUUUGCCUGGAAAAACAAACUCUUUGUUUACCAAAGAAACAGAUCAUGGGUUUUCUGGUGACUCUCCAUCUACUUCAAGGGAAAAAUCACCUUUAGCCAAAGCCUGGUGUUGUAGUCUUUGCACUUACACUAAUAAUUUGUUAUUACCUUAUUGUGAAAUCUGUGAAUGUCCUCGUGGCAGUGAUGAUAAAAAGAAUACAAAUCAAAUGAAUGAUCCUCCCUCUACUCUGAGUGAAGGAGAAAAUGCAUCACAGGACUCUAGAAAAAUCAAAGGUAUAGCAGUAUGCAAUGCAGACAAUGAGAGAGAGGAUUUAGUACAAACAGUGACUGAAUCAUCUGAUGAGAUUCGGGGAGAAGUAGCUAAUGCUGUUGAAAAUGGAUCUGAAGAAUGUGAGCAAAAGCCUCAAGAAGGACGUGUUGAUAAUUCAGAUACUUUUCCAGUGUAUGAUGUGCUGAACUUCUGUGCAAGUAGGAAUACAGAUAGAAUUCACCUCUAUACAAAGGAUGGAAAAUCGCUGAACUGUAAUUUUAUUCCAUUGGAUAUAAAAUUGGAUAAUUGGGAGGAUUUACCAGAGAAUUUUCAGCAAAAACAAAAUCGUUCAUUGAUUCAGAGGUUUGUGAGAGAAUGGAGUAGUCUAACAGCCAUGAAGCAGAAAAUUAUCAGAAAAAGCGGCCGUACUAUUUGUAGCCCUAUUCUUGCUGCAGAAGAGAUUUCUAAACAGCAGGCCAGGCUGAGCAGCACCAAAAGAUAUGUGACAAAAGAGGAUGUUGCUGUAGCCUCACUCAGCAAAGCUAACAGCAGUGGGGGCAGCGUAUGCUUGGUCACAAAGGAAGCUGCGUUUUACUUGAAAAAUGAAGGUACUUCUGCUGGGGAAACAAAUGGCCAUUCUACAAAGUUACUUUUAAAAGAUGAGAAAGUUUCCCCUGUUCUUAAUGCAGACUCAGUUCAGGCUGAAGUUAUUGAAGGUCCUGCCUUAUACAAAGGAUAUUUACAGGCUGUAGAUAAUAAAGGAAAUCCACUUUGUCUUAGCUGUCAAAAACCAACAGUUCAUCUCGAUCAACAUUGCAAAUCUAUUGCUUGGGAAACACGAUUUUGUUCUCUUAAAUGCCAGGAAGACUUCUUAAUUCGCUCUAGUCAGAGUUACCUGAGGAGUAAAGUAUUUGAAGUCGAACAUGGUGUUUGUCAGCUUUGCAAUCUCAAUGCCCAGGAACUCUACCUUAGCAUCAAAAAUGCCCCUAAGAGUCAACGUAAGAAUCUUCUGGAGAGUUCUUGGAUGUCUCAGCUUCCAUUAGGACAGUUAAAUGAAAUUAUAACAAACCCAACAGAAGGCCAGUUCUGGCAGGUGGAUCAUAUCAAACCAGUUUAUAGUGGAGGAGGACAGUGCUCUCUGGAAAAUCUUCAAACUCUAUGUACAGUUUGUCAUAAGGAGAGAACUGCUAAACAAGCAAAGGAAAGAAGCCAGAUGAAAAGACAUUCUUUAGCUUCAAAAUAUGGAUCUGAUAUCACAAAAUUUUUUGUAAAGAUGUGAGUAGGAUAUAGCAUCAUAUACUACUGAUGUGAAAUGCAAAUGUGUUUAGUUGUAAUAUUUCAGAACUGUUAUGUAUGUGCACGGGUUUGGUUUGGCACUGAUGCAGAAU
This is a messenger RNA of Emys orbicularis (European pond turtle), 3760 nucleotides long. RefSeq names its product zinc finger RANBP2-type containing 3 (gene ZRANB3). The coding region runs from base 1 to 3651 and encodes 1216 amino acids. Lineage: Eukaryota; Metazoa; Chordata; Testudines; Emydidae. Gene Ontology annotation, molecular function: nucleic acid binding; zinc ion binding; ATP binding. The transcript has 23 exons. Gene Ontology annotation, biological process: replication fork processing; DNA repair. The record is from RefSeq and is a predicted model, not a curated record.